AAUGUCAUCACCCCGCGCUGGUCGCGCAUGCUGUGAACUCCCGGGCCUUAGACGCUGCGGUCCCACAGGUGGGAGAAGAGUUGCUGUUGGAACCAAGAUCGCCUCUUCUCCGCGCCACCAUGCAGGUCUCCAGCCUCAACGAGGUGAAGAUUUAUAGUCUCAGCUGCGGCAAGUCCCUUCCUGAGUGGCUUUCAGACAGGAAGAAGAGAGCGUUGCAGAAGAAAGAUGUCGACGUCCGCAGGAGGAUUGAACUCAUCCAGGACUUUGAGAUGCCGACUGUCUGCACCACGAUGAAGGUGUCCAAGGACGGGCAGUACAUCCUUGCCACAGGAACAUACAAACCUCGGGUUCGAUGUUAUGACACCUACCAGUUAUCCUUGAAAUUUGAAAGAUGUUUAGAUUCAGAAGUUGUCACCUUUGAUAUUUUAUCUGAUGAUUAUUCAAAGAUUGUCUUCUUGCAUAACGAUCGGUACAUUGAAUUUCACUCGCAAUCAGGCUUUUAUUACAAAACCAGAAUACCCAAGUUCGGAAGGGAUUUCUCCUACCACUACCCGUCCUGCGACCUGUACUUCGUCGGUGCAAGCUCUGAAGUUUACAGAUUAAACCUGGAACAAGGCCGGUACCUGAACCCCUUGCAGACAGACGCCGCGGAGAACAAUGUCUGCGACAUAAACGCCGUGCACGGCCUGCUCGCCACAGGAACGAUAGAGGGCCGAGUGGAGUGCUGGGACCCAAGAGCCCGGAGCAGAGUUGGCCUGCUGGACUGUGCCCUGAGCAGCGUCACGGCAGAUUCAGAGGUCAGCAGCCUGCCAACUAUCUCUGCUCUGCAAUUCAGUGGCGCCCUCACCAUGGCGGUGGGCACAUCCACAGGGCAGGUUUUAUUAUAUGACCUUCGAUCCAGUAAGCCACUGCUAGUGAAGGAUCACCAGUAUGGGCUGCCCAUCAAGUCCAUCCACUUCCAGGACACUUUAGAUUUGAUUUUGUCGGCAGACUCGCGCAUCAUCAAAAUGUGGAAUAAGAACUCAGGGAAAAUAUUUACCUCCUUGGAGCCGGAACACAACCUCAAUGACGUCUGCCUGUACCCUGGCUCAGGAAUGCUCCUCACUGCCAACGAGGCCCCCAAGAUGGGCAUCUAUUAUAUCCCGGUCCUGGGUCCCGCACCCCGGUGGUGCUCUUUCCUGGACAACUUGACGGAAGAGUUAGAAGAAAACCCGGAGAGCACGGUCUAUGAUGAUUACAAAUUCGUCACCAAAAAAGACCUCGAAAACUUAGGGCUCACACACCUCAUCGGCUCGCCCUUCCUCCGCGCCUACAUGCACGGCUUUUUCAUGGACAUCAAGCUCUAUCACAGGGUGAAACUGAUGGUCAACCCGUUCGCUUACGAAGAGUACAGGAAAGAUAAAAUUCGGCAGAAGAUAGAAGAGACGCGGGCACAGCGAGUCCAGUUAAAGAAGUUGCCAAAAGUUAACAAAGAACUGGCUCUCAAAUUAAUGGAGGAAGAAGAAGAGAAGCAAAAGUCUUCUUGGAAAAAGAAAGCGAAGAGCCUUCCUAAUAUUCUCACUGAUGAUCGAUUUAAAGUUAUGUUUGAGAACCCUGACUUCCAAGUAGAUGAAGAGAGUGAAGAAUUCAGACUUUUGAAUCCACUUGUUUCAAAAAUUAGUGAGAAAAGGAAGAAGAAAUUAAGACUCCUAGAGCAACAAGAACUUCGAGAAAAAGAGGAGGAGGAGCCAGAGGGCAGGCCAAGCGAUGCAGAGAGCUCAGACAGCUCCGAUGACGAGAAGGACUGGGUGGCCGAGGUCCGGAGGCAGCGUCGGCUGCUGCAGCAGGAGGACAGGGUGCGGCGGCAGGAGCAGCGCCGGGAGGACCAGCAGGCCGUGCUGAAGCCCCAGUUCUACGAGAUCAAGGCCGGGGAGGAGUUCCGCAGCUUCCAGGAGUCCGCUGCCAAGCACAAGCUGCUGAACAAAACCCUUGAGGAUCGGUUGAAACUUGAGGCCAAAAGUGGGACGUUGAGCGUGGCCGACACCACUGUGGGCAGCAAGCAGCUGACUUUCACGCUGAAGAAGUCGGAGCAGCAGAAACAGCAGCAGGAGGCCGAGAAGCUGCACCGGCUGGAGAGGAGGCAGCUGCGCCGCUCCGCCAGCCACCUGCGCUCGCGACCCAGGGAUGAACACAGCGCCCGGGAUUAUUGCUUCCUGUGCACGCGGCUGGGCUUCCUUCCUGUGGCUGCCGCCCCUGGAAAAGUGGGGCUCAUGUAUCCUGAGCAGCUGGGCUGCGAGUCCUCCCUGCUUGUGGUACGGAGGAAAAUCCAGGGUCGCAGGCGGCCUUUCUGGAGGGAUGCAGAGCUGGUUUGGACCCCGUCCCUGCCGAGGCCGGGCCUGGCUGACAUUGCUGCUUAG
Fukomys damarensis (Damara mole-rat) is the source of this 2396-nucleotide messenger RNA. RefSeq names its product nucleolar protein 10 (gene Nol10). Gene Ontology annotation, molecular function: protein binding. Gene Ontology annotation, biological process: maturation of SSU-rRNA from tricistronic rRNA transcript (SSU-rRNA, 5.8S rRNA, LSU-rRNA). The record is from RefSeq and is a predicted model, not a curated record. Gene Ontology annotation, cellular component: small-subunit processome; nucleus; nucleolus. Bases 120 to 2396 code for a protein of 758 amino acids. NCBI's taxonomy places the organism in Eukaryota, Metazoa, Chordata, Mammalia, Rodentia, Bathyergidae. The transcript has 23 exons.